AUGAUUAAUAUUGAGUUCAAUAAACCAGAAUAGAAGAGGCAAUAGAUUUUGAGAACAAAAGGGAUGGACAUGAGAAUAUCAUCAAAGAAAAAGUAGAAGAACGAAGAAAAAAAAUAACCAUAAUCUGGGAUAGAAAAGCAGGAUGAGAAAUUGCCGACAAUUCCUUAAUAGGAAAUGUCAUAGAUUCAUGAGUAGGAAUAAUAAUUGACAGAUCAUUUAUAGAAGCCGUAGAAUGAUCAAAAAGGAUUACAUAAAUUGAGCACUGAGCAAUAAAGGGCUUUAGAAUUCGCUAAACUAGUUUUGAACUUGGCUGACCCUGCCGAAUACACAGAAGCUAAACCAGUAAUUAAAAAGAAGCAGGACUUCACUUUAGAUCCUGAAUAGGAGGAAUAGGAAGAGAGGAUCGACAGAACUGAUUUCCUUUCGACAGCUGAAUAUUAAGAACUUAAAGAUGUGUAUUCGGAUUACAACAUUGGAGAACUUGUAUUGAAAUUUCCAAAUCCCGAUUGGGAAAAGAUGGUCGAUCGUCCUGUGGAUAUCAAGGAGGCUGAAAAAGUAUUCAGUAGUUAAUUAGCAAUAUCGGCAGAAGGCGGAGUCCCUCAAUCUCAGUUGACACUCCAACGAUAGGUGUUCCUUUCUUCCUUUUUAUAAUUGACUGAUUAUGUGGAGACUGACAAAAAGAAACUUAAGGAGUCAUUGAGGAAAACUCAGAUGGGAGCAUCUCUGAAGGAGAAUCCAGAUUAUAUAAAUUAUGUCGCCUUCUACGAAUAAUAUCGAUAGAUCAAUGAUUAGAGUGUAGAGGAGUUGUUGAGGAAGGACGAACCCUUACAAAGAACUCCCAGUGAGGAAAUCAAUCAGGAGGUUAUUUAAAUGCUGAAUUUAAUUCAUUUGAAGCCCAAUGAGAAUUUGGACAUCUUCUCAACUGUGGCCAAGAAAUAUUGCAAGGGGGGAUUCCUCUAUAAGAAGUGGACAGAGGAUAAAAGUGAUUAUGACUGGAUUCAAGUUGGAUAAACUCCUUAGGAUUUUCUCUCUCUGAUAAGGAUGACUGUUAUUACCAAAUUAUGUAGAGAUGCUCAUUUUCAUUGUAGAUAAUUUAUCAGCAGUGAUGAUCAAUUCAUAUUUGUUGUUCUGAAGAGCAAAAUAGAGUAUGUCAAAUACUAGGCAGAGUUGUAGAGAAUGCAAAAGUAAUACGAAUUAGGGUAUGCUGACAUUCUAUCGCUUGAGCCUUGUGAUAAAUUGCUUCGGCCUUUGAGAUUAAAGAAUUACCUCAGAGAUCCCGAUUUCAUUAAGGAGGCUCCCAAUUAUAUUGAGGAGAAGAAGGAGGAUUCCAAUCAGAAGAAGAAACUAGCCAGAAUCGACAGUGAGGCUUAGAAGAUCUACUAGGGAGUUUUGAAAUGGGGUGAUUAAGAGUUGAGGGCAAAAUGUGUUCAAAAGCAAAUAGAAUUAGACCCUUUGAUUUAGUGGAUGGCCAAAGAAUUAAAGAUUAACUUGAGUUCAGAGAAGACCUAGAUUGCAGAUGAUUAGCCUUUGGCGAGGGAUGUUUGGGAAGCCUAUUACAUCUAUCAGUUAUAUCUGAUUGAUUAUUUGAAAAGAGUGAAGGAUGGUUACAAAGAGAAGGAGGUUGCUGCUAAUAAGGGGUUUCUGUUUAAGCUGAUCUUUCGAAAGGCAAUUGGCGAUCCAAAUGAAUUAUAUUCAGCUUUCAAUAAUUCUUGGUUUAAGGAAAAAUUGAUUCUGGCAAACCUAUGGGAUAGACAAGGACUUGAUCCAAUCGCACCUUAUCAGGAAUAUUUUGUAACUAAACCUAGUGAAGGAUUGUGGAGAUAGUAUGAAGUAAGUGAGAAGGGACAUAGAUCUGAAUUUAUGAAUAUGGAAAAGAUCAAAAUAGCUUAUGCCACAAUUAGCAGAUUUUUAAAUGUAAAAAAAUUGAUAGAGAAUUAAUACAUUGCCUGUUACUUUGCAUUGCAUGACCCUUAUCAAUUGAUGGGGUUGUCAAAGGCCCCCAUGAUUAAGCCUUUGAUUGAUUUGCAAUUGGUUGGAGAAGUCCAAAAAUCCCCUGGAGAAUUGAAAUUAAAUAACUUAUUUGUUUCAUUGAAGGAUGAGGCUGAGAGAGCAGAUUUUGAUAAUGAUUGUCUGGUUGAGGAAUGCAAGUUCCAUUGGUGUCCUCCUUGGACAUUGCCAAUAGACAGUAUGAGAGAUUACUUUGGAGAGAAAAUAGGUUUGUAUUUUAGAUUCCUACAGUUCUACUCUCAGUAAUUGUGGUAAGUGGUGAUAUUGGCUAUAAUUUGCGAGGGAGUGAUUGACAAUACGACAGGGGAUGCGAAAAAGGCGUUUAUUGUUAUAUUUUCAGUGAUAUUGAUUUCUUGGUCGAGUUAUUUUAUUUGCCAUUGGAAGAGACAGCAAACAAUGUUCUAGAUUCAAUUUGGUUAGAACAACAAAAGUGAGGGAGGGGAAAUUGAGAGACCAGCAUUUGAAGGUGAUUUUGUUAGGUCAUUGAUAACAGAUCAACUUAAUGAGGAGUUCUAUCCUACUUGGAAGAAAUAAUUUAAAUUGUGUUAUUCUAGUUUGAUUACUUUGAUAAUCAUAACAAUGGUUGUAGCAAGUGUCAUUGGAGUGUUCAUUUUGAAGAAUUAUUUAAUAGAGGAGUAUCCAGACAAUCAGUUUUUGGUAUCAUUUGUACCGUCGAUGAUAAAUGCAAUUGUAAUUUAAUUAUUCAAUCUUAUUUACUUUAAUGUUUCAAAUAAUCUAAAUGAUUUUGAGAAUCACAAAUACGAAUAAUCCUAUGAGGACAGUUUAAUAUUGAAAACCUACAUAUUUACUUUUAUCAACACCUUCAAUUGUUUGGCAAUCAUAGCAUUUUUGAAUGAACAAUUUCCCUCCCUAUCUCUCUGUAAGACAUCAGAAGGAAUCAACUGCUACAGAGCAUUGAAAGAUUAGAUGGUAACCAUUUUCAUGGUGAACUUUGCCAAAACAUUGCCCCAACUCAUUACUCCAUGUAUAAAGGCAUUUAUUAGAGGGAAAACCAAGUAGGUAGAUGAGAAUCUCGUGACUCACGAGUUCAAUUAGAUUGAUGAAUUCAUUGAAACCCAAGCAAAUCUAGAACCCUAUGUAUCCAAUGCCGAAGUGGAUGGCUUAAUGAAUGACUACAUGGAAUUGGUAGUCCAAUUUGCCUUCCUCUAACUAUUUGGAUUGGCAUUCCCUCUCAGUUACUUUAUAGCUUUCCUUACUAAUAUCACUUAGAUUCAGGUCGACAAACUCAAGCUAAUUCACUUUAUCCAAAGACCCAUUCCAUCCUCAGCUUCCGAUAUCGCAAAUUGGAGUUUCAUCAUGGAUAUUAUAGCAUUCCUAUCUGUCUUUUGCAAUGCAGGAUUAAUAGUGUUUACAUCAGGAGUCGUACCUCCAGAUUCUUAGUCAUCUUCGUAUGCUAUAUUCGUUAUUGUGUUUUUGGGACUUAAAUACUUCUCAUCAUUCAUCAUAUCGCCUAUUCCUGAGAAGGCUUCCUUGAUUCUGACUCGUCACAAGUUUGCUGUGGACAGGGUCCAGAGGGGAAUGAGGGAUAAUACCAAAUCCUAUUACAAGGGGAGGUUGAGGGAGACUCUUGAUGGGGUGGAUUACGAGAAAAUGCAGGAACAGGAGAAGGAGCACAUUCUGAAGGGGCCAAAUGUUAAUGUUGAAUUAAGAAAAACAUGA
Molecule: messenger RNA, 3687 nt
Organism: Paramecium tetraurelia
Lineage: Eukaryota; Ciliophora; Oligohymenophorea; Peniculida; Parameciidae
Exons: 3
Biological process (GO): chloride transmembrane transport
Molecular function (GO): chloride channel activity
Source: RefSeq, a predicted model, not a curated record